GUGAGUGUGCCAACUGUCAUCACAAACGUCACUGAAUUGUCAGAUUUGCACUCCUGAUCAUGGCAUCGCCACUAGAACUUUUAACAAAUCGCGGCGACCGGCAGCCGUCAUACCUGAAUGACAAAUGGAACCCACUAAUAUGUAGCGCCGUCGGUUUCGGUGCUGUGUGCUACAUCAACUGGGCCACUCGCCGUCCUGUUUUCUCAGGCGUCCAGCGGCAUGCGGCUGCUGUAUUAGGAGGUGCUGCUUUGGGAGUAUUUAUUGACAAGAAGAGGAACGAUUACUUGGCCGAACGUGAUGCGGUACUCAGACAUUACGUUGAGCUGCACCCUGAAGACUUUCCGACUCCAGAGCGAAAGAAGAUAGGCGAGACCCUCGAAGCGUGGGCCCCAAUUCGCUGAGCUGUUCAACUGCCAGUAAAAUCGUUUGUUAGACUAGAAAAAGAACUUUGUCGUAUGAAAGGGUGUAAAUAAACAAAAUUAAAUGGAAA
Hermetia illucens (black soldier fly) is the source of this 490-nucleotide messenger RNA. It is a transcript of the gene ND-B14.5B, whose product is annotated as NADH dehydrogenase [ubiquinone] 1 subunit C2. The record is from RefSeq and is a predicted model, not a curated record. The coding region runs from base 60 to 401 and encodes 113 amino acids. The transcript has 3 exons. Gene Ontology annotation, cellular component: mitochondrial inner membrane. Gene Ontology annotation, biological process: mitochondrial electron transport, NADH to ubiquinone. Lineage: Eukaryota; Metazoa; Arthropoda; Insecta; Diptera; Stratiomyidae.